AAAUUGAAGAAAUUAUAUGCCAUUCAACAUUUUGAAAAUUGGAAAGAAAAAUAUCUAUUUUUUAUAGAUUAACAAUUAUCAACCCAGAAAUGUUUUUAAGAGAUCUUUAAGAUAAAAAUCAGUGCUAUUAUAAGGCUAUCUGAAAAUGAGGAAAAUACUUUUGAUCUCAGUUCUGGCAUUCAUUAUUUUGGCUUUCGACAUCGAGACCGUCAUGGGCGAAUGUAAGUCAAGGGUAUAUACUGGUUCGUGUCUCGUAUGGAACAAUAACUCCUGUCGUAGCACAUGCAUAAAUUCAGGCGCAUCAAGUGGUUUCUGCUCUCAACAAAUAUGCUGGUGUCAAAACGGAGGAUGUUAGAAUCAAGUCCACGGCCUUCACGUCAAAAUGAGCAAGAUCCCAUGUUACGCCGCAACCUUGGCCGCAAUCGAAAUAUUUUCUCACGUGGCGUGAUGUCCAGCCAUAAUGCAAUAGUGAACAUUAAUGGUAUUUCUGGAAGGCGGGUUGGUAACACGUUUGUUCCAUUCGAAUUACGAAGAUAUGCUACUCGUCAGGAGGAGGCCAGCAUGGGGUCGAUGUCGAUACGCAUACCUCAGCUCACCGAAGCAUCAUAUCGAGCUCCGCCAGUCCUGCCUGGAACUGGUGAUGAAUUGUACCGUCCUAAUGAAGGAAUUAUUGCAAAAGCCCGAAGCCAGACGUUUUACAAACUCAAUCCAGAAGAACAAAAUGUGCCAGUCGAUGUUAAACACAAUGACGUACUGCUACGUCUUAGCGAACCUUUUGCACAAUAUGACUCUGUGUUUCGCCCGUUUAUCAAAUAGGCACCUGGACUUCCUCAUCCGGCAGAUUCUCAAAUGAAAGGACAUAGCACUACCAAGUCUUUCCCCAGAUCGAAAUAAUAAAAAUCGGCUCAUAACGUCACACAUUUAUGGAAAAUACGAAAAUAAAAAAUAAUAUUCAACUUAAAGAACA
Messenger RNA from Belonocnema kinseyi, 967 nucleotides. RefSeq lists its product as uncharacterized. NCBI's taxonomy places the organism in Eukaryota, Metazoa, Arthropoda, Insecta, Hymenoptera, Cynipidae. The record is from RefSeq and is a predicted model, not a curated record. The transcript is spliced from 7 exons. Bases 283 to 816 code for a protein of 177 amino acids.